AUGUCACAGAGUAUUAGCACCAGCGCCCCAGCCGCAAAGGCCGCUCAGGGGGUACCAACUAGUUCCAAGAAAGCGAAAGAAACCCAACAGUUUACUUUGAAAACCCCAAAGGGAACCAAAGACUGGGCUGAUAAAGAUAUGAUAAUCAGAGAGGCCAUUUUCAGCAAGCUUACAUCGCUCUUCAAAUCCCACGGAGGUGUGACCAUUGAUACUCCAGUUUUUGAGCUGAGAGAGAUCCUCGCUGGAAAAUACGGUGAAGACUCGAAGUUAAUUUACAAUCUGGAAGACCAAGGAGGUGAGCUCACUUCUUUGAGAUACGAUUUGACCGUUCCAUUUGCCAGAUAUGUUGCCAUGAACGGAAUCGCUAAUAUCAAACGGUAUCACAUUGCCAAGGUUUAUAGAAGAGAUCAACCUGCCAUGACCAAGGGAAGAAUGAGAGAGUUCUACCAAUGUGAUUUCGACGUUGCCGGAAGCUACGAUUCCAUGGUUCCGGAUGCAGAGAUCAUGAACAUUCUUGUCUCUGGUUUGACCGGACUGGGAAUCAGAGACUUCAAGAUUAAGUUGAACCACAGAAAGAUUUUGGAUGGUAUUUUUCAAGUUUGUGGAGUCAAGGAGGAGGAUGUGCGUAAAAUCUCCUCUGCUGUUGAUAAGUUGGACAAAUCCCCAUGGGAAGCUGUCAAGAAGGAAAUGUGUGAGGAGAAGGGACAACCAGAGGAGGUUGCUGACAAGAUCGGAGAAUACGUUAAAAUUAGUGGUUCUUUGAGAGAAGUGUUGCAGAAACUGUCUAGCGACCCAGUUUUGAUGGCUAACGAGUCUGCCAAGCUGGGUGUGGAAGAGAUCACCACCAUGACCGAUUAUGUUGAGGCAUUUGAAGUGGAUAAAUACAUCUCCUUCGAUAUGUCCUUGGCCCGUGGUCUGGACUACUACACUGGUGUCAUUUACGAGGCAGUUACAGAACAAAGUGCUCCACCUGAAGACGCUGCUGAGAAGAAAGAGAAAGCCAAGAAGAGUAAGAAGGACGAAGAGGAUGCAUCCGAGUAUGUUGGUGUUGGAUCGAUUGCUGCUGGAGGACGUUACGACGGACUUGUUGGUAUGUUCCUUGGAACCAACUCCAAGGGUAAAAAGGCUCCAUCUAUUCCAUGUGUUGGUAUUUCGUUUGGUGUUGAGAGACUUUUCUCGCUGAUCAAGCAGAGAGCACAAUUGGCAGACAAGAUCAGAGCUUCGUCCACCCAGGUGUACAUCAUGGCCUUUGGUGGUGGUGAAGGAUGGAACGGGUUCUUGAAGGAGAGAAUGACCGUUGCAUCUCAACUUUGGAAGGCUGGAAUCGAGUGCGAAUACUUGUACAAAGCUAAAGCCAAUCCACGUAAGCAGUUCGAGGCUGCCGAGAGAAGUGGGUGCCCAAUUGCUGUGAUUCUUGGCAAGGAAGAAUAUCCGCAGGGUCAAGUGCGCGUGAAGGUUCUUGGUACCGGAAACGAGAAGGAGGACGGAGAACUUGUUGAUUUGUCCGACCUUAUUAAAGUUGUUUCGACCAAGUUGGAAGAGCUCAAAUACGACGGCAUGGACGAUGUGACUAGACUGUUGGCUGGACUAUAG
Messenger RNA from Ogataea philodendri, 1593 nucleotides. RefSeq lists its product as uncharacterized. NCBI's taxonomy places the organism in Eukaryota, Fungi, Ascomycota, Pichiomycetes, Pichiales, Pichiaceae. Gene Ontology annotation, cellular component: cytoplasm; mitochondrion. The record is from RefSeq and is a predicted model, not a curated record. The transcript has a single exon. Gene Ontology annotation, biological process: histidyl-tRNA aminoacylation; mitochondrial translation. The coding region runs from base 1 to 1593 and encodes 530 amino acids. Gene Ontology annotation, molecular function: ATP binding; histidine-tRNA ligase activity.